This is a messenger RNA of Opisthorchis viverrini, 924 nucleotides long. RefSeq lists its product as hypothetical. The transcript has 3 exons. The coding region runs from base 1 to 924 and encodes 307 amino acids. NCBI's taxonomy places the organism in Eukaryota, Metazoa, Platyhelminthes, Trematoda, Opisthorchiida, Opisthorchiidae. The record is from RefSeq and is a predicted model, not a curated record.
AUGCCCAACUCAGAGUGGCGUAAACAGAGAGGUGGCCAACCCUUGACUUGGCAGAGGAGUAUGAAGGAGAUCACGAAACGCUUGGGUGCUGUCGGUACUACUCACCUUCCAGGAUGGGGACCGCGUGGUCCUCACUGUGUCUGGUUGGAGAUACUACAAGAUAUGGCUGCCAACCGACAAACAGUUCGUGAUCAGCACACAACUGAAGGAGUCGAUCUCCGUUGUCUGUGCGGCGAGCAUCGACUCCGAAUCGACCACCCAAAUGUGAUUCCGAGGAGCUCAGACGACCUACUUGAGCAUUCAAAUCGCCUGCAAGGAUCACAAUGUCAGUGCUUUUUGCCUGACGAAUGGGCCCGGAUAGCUCUCGAUAGAAAGUAUCCUUCUCCGCAUCAGAAAUACCAUCUUUUGGCAUGCGCCUGGCACCUUCAAAGUGCAAAUUCAUGCUUCAGAACGUGCCAUCUGCGAACACAUCCCUUAAAAUUCAAGGAGAAUCACUUUACAUACCUCGGUAGUUGCAUUAGCUCUAUAAAAAUGAUCGCCGGUCUCAAAUCCGUGGGCUAUGAAACGCGUCUUGCGGUGCUGGACCCCUUUCCCUUGGAGUAUCGUCCCCCCCGAGGGGACCUAAUUCUCACUUAUGCCCCCUUUGAACAAAGCCUGGCCAACAGGUUUUUCACCAUUGACCCAACAAACACACGGCGGCGACAUGGUAGGAAGUGGUUCGGCCAUGUACACGCAUGCCGAUACAUCAUCCACCGAGUCCUCAAAGAGAACACGGAUGGCUUGUUUCUGCGGCGACGUCUGAUGUAUUUGAACGCUACAUUGUUGUUUUUCCGAGCGAGGUCUAUGAUGGUGGCCUGUUUCGUAUAUUCCGCUGACGGAUUUCUGAUUUACGAAAUGCCGGCUCAUCUUCUGUACCUCCUGUAG